AUGGCGGUUUCUGAAGAGGAGACGCAGACUGUUCCUAAUACCACAUCUACUGCUAAUGUCGAGGGGUUACCUGGCGCCUUUCCCGACGCUCAAACCGAGGAGCCCGUCGUGGUAUCAUUAAAUGACUUGUCCCUGUCUGCUGGAGUUCGAUCGAGGAAGUCGGAAUAUAUUCGCCAGAGAAAGCUAAGAAUAAGGAUCGGAUCAUGGAAUGUUGCAGCUCUGUCCGGACCGGAACAAGACCUUAAGAGCUGGCUGGUUCAUGAGCCUGUUGCUGAAGAAGAAUCCACUGAGAAUGGAGAUAACGGUGUUGCUGAUAUAGAAGCUACGUUAGAUGAUGAGGCGGCCGAUUCAGUUUCGUUCAAGGCCUAUGGAAAGGGACCAGAUCUUUAUAUCCUAGGAUUGCAGGAAAUUGUGGAUGUAGCCUCUGCUACAGAGGCUCUGAGGACAUAUGUCGACCCUGGCCCUUCUGCCAAAUGGAAAGCAGCGCUCCAAGAUGCGCUACCUCCGGGAUACACCUGCAUAGCUUCCCAGCAGCUAGUGGGUAUGCUUUUACUGGUUUACGCUGCUCCCUCCCUAAAGCCCCAUGUUUCAUCAGUAAGUUCCACUAGUGUCGGGACUGGGUUUCUGGGCUAUACCGGGAAUAAAGGAGCAGUUGCAACACGUAUCGUUAUCGGAGAAACGACGCGGUUAGUGUUUGUCAAUUCUCAUCUGGCAGCGGGGGCGGAAAAGGCCAAUUUAGAACGAAGGAACUGGGACGCAGCACAGAUAAUCUCCCGCUCGAAUUUUGCCCCUAUAGACGAGCAGGACCUUAUUUCCGGAGAGUUGAAUCAUCAUUUUGGAGAAGAGGAGUUUAGUUUUUGGUUUGGAGAUCUGAAUUACCGUCUAGAUGGUAUCCCCGGAGGUGAUGUUCGCCGUCUCCUCCAUUUACAUGUUCAAGAUGAAUUCCGUCCAGCGAAACGGAAUUCUCCAUUACAGAAUGUUGAAAACAGUCAGCCUGAGGACCCUCGGAAAUCAUUUGAAAGCGACAUCACCUCGUUGCCCUCAAAGGAGGGAAUACAGAUGGAGGGUAACGGUUUAGAUCCAAUGGAUGACCCAGCAUCUCUCUUGAACACACUCUCGUCACUUUUGCCUCAUGAUCAACUACUAGCUCAACAGAAGAGUGGAAAAUCUUUUCACCAGGGCUGGCAGGAAGGGCCAAUAACUUUCUUACCUACUUAUAAGUAUGAUGUUGGGCAGAAAGGUGUAUUCGAUUCCAGUGAAAAGCAGCGCAGUCCAAGUUGGUGUGAUCGAAUUCUGUUUCGAACAAAAUCUCACCACGCGAGGCAUAUCAAGAAAGUCAAAGAGGCAGAAGAAGCAAAGAAGAGAGACGAGGAAAUCAAAACUCUAGGUCUGGAUAAGGCUGCAGAAGAUGAUAAUGUCCUCUUUGAUUAUGAUCCAGAUCAAGAUGCCGCAGACUACGAUCCUGAACAAGACGAUGUGGCAGAAGAUGCGGCGGAUAAUGAUGCUAACGAUGAAAGCACUAUUUGUCUUCUGAAAUACACAUCACAUCAGCAUAUUGUUUCUUCCGAUCACAAGCCUAUUCACGCUGACUUCGAUGUCACACUCGAUGUGGUUAUUCCUUCCUUGAAAUCGAAGAUUCAUCAAGAAGUUGCCCGAGAAUUAGACAAGGCCGAGAACGAAGCCCGCCCUGACAUAACUAUUGUAGUGGAUCAACUUUCCGAAGCCCGCCGAACCAGCUCUGCCGGUGUUGCUCAAACCUUCCAGCCAGAUACUGUCCACUUUGGUAAAGUGAGGUAUGAUGAUCCCACGUCACGGAGUCUGACUCUCGCAAAUACAGGCGGUGUCCCUGCUACGUUUGGAUUCCAUUAUAAUCCAUCUAUUGGCACAGCCGGUUCUAAUCCGUCACCUCCCUGGUUAAAUAUCCGGGUCGAUUGGCCUUCCAAUAAUCCUAAUCAAGACGAGAAAUUGCCAAAAGAAUACACCUUCCAACCAGGCGAUUCUGCCAAUGUCCGUUUGACAUUAUGCAUAUCUGACAUUGAAUUUGUCCGGAAGCUUAAUGAGGGCAAGGCCAAAGUGGAUGAUAUCGUUGUAUUACGUGUGACCGAUGGACGGGACCACUUCUUAUCCGUCCAGGGCCAGUGGCUACCUUCAUCCUUUGGCUUCUCCUUGGAAGAACUUACUCGCAUACCUGAAGAUGGUGUGCGUGCUAUAAACGGAUCACUGACCUCUUCUGGAGAGAACGAUUCGAACUCUCGAUCAUCCGGCCCGCGUGAGCUAUUCAAGCUAACAGAGGCAAUCGCUGAGCAUACCGAACGAGCCAUCGCUGAGUGGGGGAUGGUUUCUAGCGACAUCAGCCCUGAAAGCAAUGGCGCUCCAUGGGAAGCUGACAAAAAGCCUGGGUGGCCGUUUGAUUCACGGACCUGGUCAUUUAGCGAUAUCAGCGAACGAGAGAAAUUGCUUAUUAACGUGAGAGAAGCAAUUGACACAAACACUCCGUUUUCUGACCGUUUCCCCGCAAAUUUCCCAUGGAAAUACCGCACGGAACUGCUUGCCGAGACAUUGAUUGCUUUCCUUCGGUCUCUACGUGACGGUAUCAUUACUGAACAGCUGUGGCUUGCGCUAGAUGAGCAACAAAAGCUUCUCCGGGAUAAGACAAGGCAACAGGAGCCUAUUUCCAGCGAACAGAUGCAGUCAUCAAUACUAGAGACUCUCUCGAUAUCCCCUUCCCACAGUGUCUCUUUCACUUUUCUUACUUUCAUGCUGAAUCGCAUCGCCAACGAAAUAGCUCCAAUCACACCUAUGCCUACACCAUCUGCUACAUCUACUCCCGUGAAGACAUCAACGGUUCCCCCUACGGCCGGCUCAGAAAAUUCACCAACACCCGCUCCCCCGGCUCAGUCUACCCUCUUAAGCAGGCAACCGUCUCUUUCAUUCCCAUUCCGGUUACGAGGCCGAAACAGCACUCUAUCUGGAAAUGGUGAUGCAGAAACUUCUCUUACAGUACCGCAGAAAAACCCAUCGGUUACCAGACGAGAAGCUCUUAACGAUGCAUAUGCCUCCAUUUUUGCUUCUGUGAUGUUUUCUUCUUCUAUUCCAACACCAGAGAAGGAGAAAGACAGGAGACUAGUUGAAGAGAGAAAGAAGGGAGUCAUAUCACCCUUUUUGUAUAGUGAUACCAGUUAA
Molecule: messenger RNA, 3183 nt
Organism: Nannizzia gypsea CBS 118893
Lineage: Eukaryota; Fungi; Ascomycota; Eurotiomycetes; Onygenales; Arthrodermataceae
Product: inositol polyphosphate 5-phosphatase OCRL-1
Exons: 1
Coding region: 1-3183 (1060 amino acids)
Biological process (GO): phosphatidylinositol dephosphorylation
Molecular function (GO): phosphatidylinositol-4,5-bisphosphate 5-phosphatase activity
Source: RefSeq, a predicted model, not a curated record